AUGGCUGCAAUUCCCGCCGGAUCUUCUGUCGCCUCUUGCUGCAGCACGAAUGAGAAGGAAGCGCAGGCAGGCUCCUCAGGGGUUAAAAACGACCCAAAAGACGGCCCCGCGGCCGGCGGCGGCGGCGGGAGCAGCAGCGGCUCGGUGGUGUGGGGCCACGUGGAGGAGCUGGCCAAUGAGGUGGCAGAACUGAAGAGACGGCUGCAGGAGGAAGAGGAAGAAGGGCGGCGACUGCGCAACGAGGUGAAGCAUCUCCGCAGCAGCAACCACGAUCUGAAAAUCAUCCCGCCGCGCUCUCCCCGCGCGGCGGACCCGGUUACGCCGGCGCUCCUCGCGCAGUCCAUCCGCGCUUCGUUCAUCGAGCCCGCCGCCGACAGUCCGUGCCCAGACGGCGGCAACGGCGGCGGCGGCGGCGGCGGCGCGGGCGGCGCGAACCUCAGAAGAUCCGUCUCCCUCGGCCGUGCCGAGGGGGUGUCUGCCUACGCCCGUCACAUGGCCGCAGCGUACACGGCGAACAACGGCGAAGGCGAGGGCACCGGAGCGAAGGCGAGUGGUGGUGGUAACCCGGUGUGGGUGAGUGGCGAGCAGUGGGUGCACACUCUCUCCUCUCCGCGUCACAGCAUUAACGCCAGUGAAUUCGGCGUGUUGCAACUAGGAGACGAAGAAGACGGAUUGAGACGCUCCUCAGGAACUCCGCUCUCUCUCCUGCUCUCCCUCUCUCGGCCUCUCUCCGGACCUCUGCCGAACCACUUGCAGUCGGGUCGGGGAUCGUCGAUUGCUGCUCGAAGCGCGAAUGACGGCGCUGCGGGGAAUUCCCCUGUCGGGCUUGGGGUCAGCCCGAAUGCGAAGCUACGCGCGGGCAACAUGAUUGUAACGGGGCUGAAUGUAACGGACGCGAACGGCGUCGCGAAAACGAUCAAGAUGGAGCAGCUCGUGACUGCCGAGCCUACGACGCCGAGCCGACCUCCGGUCUACCAGGGUCGGCCGAGCCUGGAUAAGAAACGGCCGCCGCCAAUCAAGGGCAUCCCGCUGCCUUGGGAUUCAAUGGACGGCGAGGAUCUAAAGAGCCAGAGCGGGCUGGGGAAUUCGGGGACGGCGGAAGGCGGAGGCGGAGCGGAGAUUGCGGGGGAGAAGAGCGUUGGCGGAAGGUCAUGGGGAAGCGGAAGAUCAUGGGGAAGAGUGGGAAGCGUGGGUGGACGUGAGGGGGAAGAGGUGGAGGGGGAAGAGGGGAAAGCGGAGGAAAGCGGAGGCGAGUCCGGGGAGGGAAGCAUGGAGGCCAAUGCGUCUGAUGAUGACGAAGGAAGGAGGGACGGAAAGAAAGAUAACAAUGAGAAGCACGAGAGGCAAGCUGGAAAGAAGGGGAGUGAAGAAGGAGGGGAUGGGGAGAUAGAACAGCUGAUGGCGCUGGUGGAAGCGAGAGAGAAGAGAGAGACAGGCGCAAGGAGAUACACCGCCGCGUCCCCGUCCGCCUGUGCAGCCAAAACCGCUGGUACUGCGUCUGGUGAUAAGACCAAGACUUCUGUUGCUGCCGCCGCUGCCGCUGGUGCCGCUGGUGCUCUUGCGCGCGCCAGCAGCGCGGGCAGCAGAGGGAAGGCGGCAGGCGCAACAAGGGGGCGCAGCGGAAGUCCAGUGUUGCGGCGGAGCAGCAGUAGCGGAGCAGGUUUUGGCUCUUCUUCCGGCACCAACCGCGCUGCCGCCUCUCCCCGCGCUGCUUCUCCGCGCGCUGCUUCCCCUGGGGGGAACAGCAGCAGAGGUACCGUCCCCCGCACGACCUCCUUCCGCGCGUCUUCUCCUCGCGCUGCUUCCCCUAGUGGCGGAAACAGCGUGACGAGGGGACGACUUUCCAGGAGCGUCUCGGAUAAGCACAGGGCUGGUGUAGGCGGUACUCUCGAUAGGAACGAGCGUAUCGGUGUAUUAGGAACGCCAAGAUCUCCCCAAACGGCCCGACAGACCUCGACUAGCCCCAUGUCCCGGCGUCCGCUGGAUUUUCCUUCGGGCAGCCCGGGAAGCUCUGGAACGGCCCUGAGAGGGCGGGCAGGUUCGAAUAAAUCUGCGGGGUCUGGUUUAGAGAGUCCGGCGGCAGGCGUUGCUGCCAAUGAGGAUGUGACGCGUGGCAAGAAACACAGUGAGGCGGAGGAGGAAGAGGAGAAGCAGCAGCAAGACGGAGAGCGCGCGGAAGAGGAGGGCUGCGCGGAGAGGGGCGAAAAGACGGAGGAACAGCCAAAGCAAGGGAAGGAAGAGGAGGAGGAGGAAGAGUGCGAGGCGCCGGCGGCGGAGAAGGGGGAGGAGGGGGAGGAGGAGAAGGGCGAGGAGGGAGAGGGGGAGGAAGGGGAGGGGGAGGUUGACGACACGUUCACUGAGCUCCGAGACGACGACGGCCCCUCCGUGCCCCUCGCACGGCAGCGCAGCGACCGCAGUGCCGGCAGCAGCAGCAGCGGCGGCGGCGGCGGAAGGCGGAGCGCUGGAACAGGCGGGGGAGGGGCAGCGGAAGGAGAAGAGGAGGAGAAUGAAGAGGGUAAUCUACCCAUGAGGCGCGCGGAGACGGUGGAGACGGGGGAUAAUAUCUUUGGCGAUGAUAUCGAUGAGGAAAUUGAGAUGGAGGGCGUGAAGGGGGGCGGCGGAGGAGGGGGCGCGUUGCGCCGAUCGGCGUCGUUCGGAAGCAGCUGCCGGGCGGCUGCGGGCGGAGGAGGCGGGGAAGGCGGAGAAGGCGGAGAAGAGGGGGCGGAUGUGCGGGGAUCGCGGGAGUCCCUGUGUCGCAGCGCUAGUCUGGGGGGAAGGCGGAACCCCAGCGCAACGCCUCUCGCCGCUGCGUUGGAGGCAUCUCGCGGCCAUGCGGCGGAAGGGAAGGGGGAAGGUGAGGGCCCGUCGCUUCAGCGGCAGAACGUGUUGCGGGGGAAGGGUGCGGAAGAGAUGGAGAGGGAGAGGCGCGGGGAAGGCAUGCUUAUGCCGUACAGGAUGGAACAGCAACUCCAGCAGCAGCAGCAGCAGGAAUGGCAGGCGCAGCAGCAGCGGCAAAUUGGGAAUGGGCAAGAGAAAGUUGUGACUGACGCUGCCAUGGUCAGCAACAGCAGCAGGCUUCGCCGCUCUGUGUCUGCUGACGUGGGUGACGCAAUGCUGGUGACUCUAGGCGGCGCCUGUGACUAUAAUGGAGGUGAUACGACUGAGAACAGCAGCAGCAGCCACAGGCGCUUCUACAGCCAUGGUGAAUUUAACGAGGGCGGCCACAGUCACACCCGCAACAAGCACAAGCAUGAGCAGCACGAGCAGCAGCAGCAGCACAGCAAGCAGAGCAUGUUCCAGAGGCUGUUUCAGAGGGCUAAAAAGAGCAUUACCGGCAGCGGUAACACACGGAAUCAUCAUCAUCACCAGCAGCAACAAGAGCUUUCCCUGGGCGCGGGUGCAGGGAAAAAGGGCCCUGCAAGGACUAUGUCAGAUGGUGCUGUUGGCAUUGACGGCUGGCAGAAGCAAAGCGCAGAGCCUUGGGAGAAUUUGAGUCAGGGUAUGGACGGUGGGGGAGCGGGGCGGGGAAGGGGAAGGAGGGAAUGGAACCAUGAUGGCAGUGCGGUAGAGAACCCCCCAGGAGAGGGGCAUAGGAGCGAGGUUUCGUGUGAUAGCAGCGGAGGUGGUGGUAAGAGGAAGGAGGUGAGGGAGGGAAGCGAGGACGGAGGUGGGAGAGAAAGAGGGGAAGCGUCAGCGCAUGCUAAUGUGGGCAGUGCGGGUGCUUCUAGUGCUGCUGCUGCUAGUGCUGCCAGUGCUGCGAUAGCUUCUGUUUAUGGAGGGCAUGGUGACACUCCCAACACUCCCAACACCUGGCGUGGUGGCAGCAGCGGUGGCAACAACGGCGCACCCUCCUCCUCCUCGCCCAGCAAGAUUGAUCCAAUCAUCCGUGCGCUCAACUACGCAGCGGUUACAGGCCGGUUACCACCCGGCAUGGCUCUGGACGCUAUCUCAGAGGAGAGGUCCAGUGCGCUGCUCUCCUCCGCCAUCCCCUCCCCCUGCGCGUCCGUUCAUAACUCCCUCCACCUCCUGCCCUCGCUGCCCUCCCCAGGUGCUCCGCAUCCCUCGCAUCCCACGCGUUCCGCUGUGCAUAAUACCCCCCUGCAGCGCCCGCCGUCGCCCUCGUCCGCCCGUGGUACCCUUCGUUCCGAAGCAGGCGGGUCUGGGAAAAACGCCCUGCAGAUGUCGGGGGAAAUGCUUCCCCCUCCGCAUGUAGCCAUGCCUGGCGCUGCUGCUACUGGUGCUGCUGCCGAUGCUGGUUCUGCAGCCGCUGGUGCCGAUGCUGGUGGUGAUGCUGGUGCUACUGCUCCUCACUCCUCCAAUCCAACCACUCCUCGUCUCUCCCCGACCAGAGGGAUCGGGUCACGUGGCACCCCCCUCUCCCCUCUCUCCCCGCUCUCCCCCACUCGCCCCUCCCCAUCCUCCCCCAUGAGCCCCAUCUCCCCCGCUACCACCUCCCCCAAUCCAAUCCCCAUCCGCCACGUCAUUCAACGGCAGCAGCACCAGCAGCAGCUCAAAUCCCCCCGGGCGCAACAGCAGCAGCUGAAAUCCCCACGCUCACAGCAGCAGCAGCAGCAGCAGCACAGGAAGCCAGGGCAGCAGCUGCAGGUGAAGGCAGGUCAGAAGGCAGGGCAAGGCAGACCCAGCCAGGUGCUGGUGCAGCGGCCAGGCAGCCUCAAGAGCCCCGCUGCUGCUGCCAAAAGCACAGCCGUGAAGCAGGCGCAGGGGCAGGCGGGGGCGCAGAAAACACUGGGGCAGGGGGCGGUGGCAAAGGCACAAGGUCAAGGCGCGCUGAAGGGGAAGGAGAAGGAGAAGGGGAAAGAGGAGGGGGGGGAAGGGGAGAAGGAGGCAGGGGCACAGGAGCGGUUGCAGGCGCACAUGGAGGCACAGAUGAAGAAGAGCCCGCACUACCUGCAGCAGCAGUUCUACCAGCAACUCAAGCAACACCAGCUGCAGCAGCAGGCGCUGAGGAGACAGAAACGUGCUGCUGCUGCUGCUGCGUCCGCUGGGAAGAGCAGUGCAGCAGCAGUGCCAUCAACGCCGUCAGCAGCAGCAGCAGGGCAGGCCGUGGUGGGGUCAGCAGGAGCACGAGGAGGAGGGUCUCGCCCCACCACCCCCACACGCAACAGUGCUGCUGGCAGUGCUACAGCUGGCUCUGGUGCUGGUGCCAGUGCUGUCUCUGCGGCUGUUGGACAAGCUUUCUUUGUCGGCCCAAGCAAAGGCGCAGAUGGGAAAAUAGCUCGCCAGAGCUUCCAGCAGCAGCAGCAUCAUGUGCAGAACAGCAGCACCGGCAAUGUUUUAAAUAGUAGUAUUGCUGGAAAUAGCAAUCAGCACAAUGGUCCAGCCACCAGCACCACCAGUGGCUCCUCCUUGGCUGGUUCGUCCAGUGCUGCAGGCUCGGCGUCCCGAGCAGGCUCGGUAGCCUCCAGGGGAGGUUCGGCAGGUGCUGGUGGCGGGCUGCAUGGCAUGAACAGCAGCAUGGGAGGAGGUGUGGGAACGGUGGGAAUGGGAAUGGGGGGAUUCAGUGCGGUUGGCAACGGUGGGAUGCAGGGCAGUGGGGUACACGUCAGCCAGACGAACAUGAAUGCGGCGACUGCAGCAGCCAUUGCAGCGGCGGCUGGGAGCAUUGUGAGCGGCACGGGCAGCUCUCAGAGCCGCUCCUGCAGCCGCACCUCCAGCAUGCGAUCUGAGGUAUGUUGGGUGUGCGCGGGGGGAGGGAGGGGCGGGGUGCAUUGUGAGAGCAUAUGA
Closterium sp. Naga37s-1 is the source of this 5745-nucleotide messenger RNA. NCBI's taxonomy places the organism in Eukaryota, Viridiplantae, Streptophyta, Zygnematophyceae, Desmidiales, Closteriaceae. The record is from the annotation of a GenBank genome assembly.